Molecule: messenger RNA, 2391 nt
Organism: Chelonia mydas (Green sea turtle)
Lineage: Eukaryota; Metazoa; Chordata; Testudines; Cheloniidae
Gene: PRR5L
Product: proline rich 5 like
Exons: 9
Coding region: 733-1833 (366 amino acids)
Biological process (GO): TORC2 signaling
Cellular component (GO): TORC2 complex
Source: RefSeq, a predicted model, not a curated record
CAGACUCACACAGCCCGUGCACGGUGCCCCUCAUUCAAAUCUUUGGUCCCCUCCCUCCCCUUCAAGUUUCCUCUGAUCGGCUUUGUUACACUUGAAUGUCUAGCAUUAGCUGUGCCGGAGGCAGAGGUGCUCCAGCAGGAAGAGGCAUGUGAAACUGUUGCAUCUUUUUCUCUCUCUUCUUUUUCUUUCAAGGCCAAAGAACUUAAACUUCCUGAAAUAGUUGAAUAGAAGCUGAGCGGACUUUUCUUCUUUCCCCAGGAGCUGGAAACUGACUAACAGUUCAAGCAAGGCUCCAAAGCAGAGAGAGAGAGCAGCGGCACACUUCCUCCAGGGGACUCCCUGGACUUUCCCCUCUCCCCCAUUUGUCUCUCCUGGGAGGAGCCAGCAAAAGGCACAUUGUAAAAAUAAAAACUGGACCGGAGCCAGCAAGUUGUAAAAUUCUAAGUGGUAUUGGCCAGAUCGCGGCGGAUAAAAUAGAAACUCCUUCACUCCCUGAUGUGAAAAGUCUCAGGAGAGAGCUGAAACAUUUCUAGCAGCGGUCAUCUCUUAUUUCCUUCUCCAAAAGCCGCGAUGCAGCCCUAACUUAACAUAAAAAGGGGGCUGAACCCUUGGAUUUGAAGGAAGGAGGCCCAAUGUAUGCCAGCGAGAUCACAACAUUCAUACCCUCCUUAGUUUGACCUUCAAGAGGAGAAGACUUCUGACCCCUUGACACCUUUCAGUCCAUCUGAAUCUAUGACUGGGGGUUCCACCCUAGCCCCACCCUUUGCUGUCCCAUUCCAGAAAAUGGGUUCAUUUCGAAGGCCCAGGCCUCGCUUCAUGAGCUCCCCAGUGCUCAGUGACUUGCCACGUUUUCAAGCAGCACGACAGGCUUUGCAGCUUAGCUCCAACUCUGCGUGGAACAGUGUUCAAACAGCAGUGAUAAAUGUGUUCAAAGGGGGAGGCUUGCAAAACAAUGAACUUUACACCCUCAACGAAAACAUCAGACGUUUGCUGAAAAGUGAACUUGGAUCCUUCAUCACAGAUUAUUUCCAGAACCAGCUCCUUGCGAAGGGCUUGCUGUUUAUAGAGGAGAAGGUUAAGCUGUGCGAAGGUGAGGAUCGCAUUGAUAUCCUGUCUGAAAUUUGGGAUCACUUCUUCACAGAGACCCUUCCCACGCUCCAGGCAAUAUUCUACCCUGUCCAGGGUCAGGAAUUGACUAUCCGCCAGAUUGCCCUGCUCGGCUUCAGAGACUUGGUCUUAUUAAAGGUGAAGUUGGAAGAGAUUCUUCCUCUCGUCCAAACAAAGCUCCCAGCUUCCAUUGUCCAGAUGCUGCUGGUUCUCCAGGGUGUCCAUGAACCUACAGGCCCCAGCAAGGGCUACGUACUGCUGGAAGAGCUGGUCAAACAGGUGGUCUCUCCAUACCUGGGCUUGUGUGAGGAUCAUAGCUUCCCUGGCGGCACCUGCGCACUCGAGAGACGGUAUUCCAGAUCUCGUCCCAAGGCAAACCUGCUGAGCUACUCUUCCCAUAGCGUGACGGCUCGACAGCCCAGCGAGACGGCCCUGACACCACUGACGGAGCAGGAGGGGGAGGCUUACUUGGAGAAAUGUGGCAGCAUCCGUCGCCACACUGUCGCCAAUGCUCACUCAGAUAUCCAGCUGCUGGCCAUGGCCUCCAUGAUGCACACAGGGAUCGUGAUAGAAGAACCAGACAACAGUGACAAAUGCCUCCUCCUGCAGCCCAGCUUCAGCCACAGGCAAUGCUCCAGUGAGCCCAGUAUCGCUGAUGGGCCGGAGGGACUGGUAGCAACGGGCAGGCAGGAACCUACGGAACUGAACUGCACAUCUGUCAGCUAGAAGGGAUGUCCCGUCCAGGAGAGAGGACCAUGUGCAUUAAACCAGACGAUGGGCGGUUGUAUUCCUGCUGGGAAUGUUGGAGAACAUGAGCCUUGGGGAUGUAUUGUUGUUGGAACAACAGUCUAUGUUCUCAUGUCUCUUGGGAAAGGUUCCCUAGAUUUUUAUCUGACUUUCUAGGAUCAUUGUCAGUGGAGGUACCAGGCUGCUCCCAGCAGAGCAUUUAGGACUGCAAUGGUUUCAGUGUUAAAUGCCACUGUCUCUGUGUUCUGUAGAGCUCCUUCCUGAGCUGCUCAACAUCCAAGUUCCACGGCUGUAGCCUCAGGUUCCCUCCCUUUUCCUUUUUGUGAAAGAAAUUAAUCUGAACGUUUUUCAAUCUCAUGCCGAACUCCUUGGUCUCAUUAAAUGGAGCCCUCCUCCAACUCCCAGCAGCAACUGGAGAGGACUGUGCUAAAAGCUCACUUGGUCCUUGCCCUCUGUUGCUAGGAUGGUGAUGACUGGGGUUGGGUUUUUCUUUUAAAUGUAUUGUACUCAGGGAUUAAACUUUGUGAGUCUUGUGGA